Cajanus cajan (pigeon pea) is the source of this 647-nucleotide messenger RNA. Its product is annotated as heavy metal-associated isoprenylated plant protein 39. Gene Ontology annotation, molecular function: metal ion binding. NCBI's taxonomy places the organism in Eukaryota, Viridiplantae, Streptophyta, Magnoliopsida, Fabales, Fabaceae. The record is from RefSeq and is a predicted model, not a curated record.
GUCCAUCUGUUGGAUGUGACUUCCACAGUCACACCCACAAAUUAAAAGAACUCUAAAACCUCACGCCUUUACCCUUAUAUAGUAUACUACAUUACAUGCCCCUCCAAUUUCUCAAACCCCUUCUUCUCACUCUUCCUUUCACACCCUUCAAAUGGCUCAGAAGGUUGUGUUAAAGGUUUUGACUAUGACUGAUGACAAAACAAAGCAAAAGGCUAUAGAAGCUGCUGCAGAUAUCUUUGGGGUUGAUUCAAUUGUUGCUGAUGUGAAGGAGCAGAAGUUGACAGUGAUUGGCCAAAUGGACACAGUGAAAAUAGUGAAGAAGCUGAAGAAAGUAGGAAAAGUUGAUAUAAUAUCAGUUGGACCUGCAAAGGAAGAGAAGAAGGAAGAAAAGAAAGAAGAGAAAAAGGAAGAGAAAAAAGAGGAGAAGAAAGAGGAAAAAAAGGAAGAGAAGAAGGAGGAGAAGAAGGAAGAAAAGAAGGAAGAGAAAAAAUAGAAACAAUAUUAUUCAUUUUCGGCUUUUUUAUUUAUUUUUUCUUUCUGAUUCUACACCCUUCUCUUUUUUAUUUUGUUUUCCAUAUUUUCCCAUUUUCAGAAGCCUUUGUAAGCUACUAAAAUUGUUCAUAGAGUCUUUUCAUUUUUGCUCAUCU